This is a messenger RNA of Hermetia illucens (black soldier fly), 1225 nucleotides long. Its product is annotated as steroid receptor RNA activator 1. The record is from RefSeq and is a predicted model, not a curated record. Gene Ontology annotation, cellular component: nucleus. Bases 136 to 909 code for a protein of 257 amino acids. Gene Ontology annotation, biological process: regulation of transcription by RNA polymerase II. The transcript has 3 exons. Lineage: Eukaryota; Metazoa; Arthropoda; Insecta; Diptera; Stratiomyidae.
AUGACGUGAAUAUGUGAAAUGUCAUACAAGAGGUUCACAGCGGUAUUGGGUUCUCACUUCCAAGAUUUGUCCUAGCAGCCCGACUAGUGCCUCGUCAAUAGCCUAAAGUAGCUUCAAGGAUCGAUCGCCGUCAUUAUGAGCGAUAGUGCCCCAAGCCGAUCGAGUCGCCCCCGAGGUCAGAAUGACCCCGGAUGGAACGACCCUCCCAAAUUGGAAUUCAGUACAGUACAGGCAGGAAACAAGACAAGACUCAAUCUCAACAAGCGCGUGGCAUUCCCCCUUCAAGGCAAUUCGUCGGCAACUUCGAAGCCCACAGCCAUUGUCCAUCCUUCGCAUCCACCUAUGUGUACUCCGCCGGUGGCGAUUGUGCCGCCAAUGGCCCGAUCCACCGCUCCCGCCCAGCCCGGUGCCGACUCGAUCUCAAAUGAAUCUCGUCUUGGUAGUGCUGCCGGCGACGAUACCAACCUAACCGAUGCGGAGAGGCAACUGUGUCUCGACACUUUCAACAGUUUCGUCCCCCGAGUCCAGCCAGGGAUCAAUCUGAGGCCGGAUGAGGUCCAGUGGCGAAUUAACCUCAUGAAUCAGAUGUGGCUCAACGGCACACUCGGGCCGAGCGUGCAACGGAAAAUACAGAGUAUAGCGAAAGCCUUGGCCGAUAACAAUUUCGACGAAGCAAUAGAAAAGCACAGAGUCCUGAUCGUGGAGCAUUCGAACCUUUGCAUGGCGUGGGGGGCUGCCCUCCGACAGAUUAUUUUAACCAUUCAGCCCAAGAGUGACAACGAUGUUCCGGAGGCCUCGCAGGGGGAGCAGCACAGUACGGCGUCCGGCGAUGGUCACCACCCCUCGGGAAGUUCGCAGCCGGAGAACAACGCCGGUGAGCAUUCUCCGAGCAGAGUGCAGCACCUGUAAUGAGUUGCGAGAUGUCCGCGUUUCAUCACUUCCGACCGGAAGGCCACCGUUCCCAAGUUUAUCCGUCGUCAUUCUAAAAGCAUGAAAGGAGCACGAGGCGGGCGAAAUGUCCUGGAUUGAGAUCGCCUCCGCCGCCGCACGACGUCUGCUUGCUUGCAACCAUUUCCAAAAUUUCUAAAGAACAUUUGAAAUUUGUGAAUAUUUUUUGUAAAUAAUUCUGUUUCGUUUUUAAUUCAGGAGAAGAAAUUCGGUUUGUUGAAAAGGGAAGCAUUUAAGUUGUAAUAAUAGAAAGUGAAAAUACGACUUUGUUGAGCAA